Molecule: messenger RNA, 1101 nt
Organism: Lachancea lanzarotensis
Lineage: Eukaryota; Fungi; Ascomycota; Saccharomycetes; Saccharomycetales; Saccharomycetaceae
Gene: ARO4
Product: LALA0S13e02916g1_1
Exons: 1
Coding region: 1-1101 (366 amino acids)
Biological process (GO): aromatic amino acid biosynthetic process
Cellular component (GO): cytoplasm
Molecular function (GO): 3-deoxy-7-phosphoheptulonate synthase activity
Source: RefSeq, a predicted model, not a curated record
AUGAGUACAUCGCCAAUCAGAAAAGAUAUUUUGGAGCAAGCCGAAGAUAUCAGAAUCGUUAACCUCGACCCUUUGGUGUCGCCAGCGCUUCUGCAAUCCCAAAUCCCUGCCACCAACAAAUGUCUGGAAACAGUGCAGAAGGGAAGAAAAGAAGCCAGUGAAAUCAUCACCGGUAAGGACGACAGAGUGUUGGUGAUUGUGGGACCAUGCUCGAUCCACGACCUUGACGCUGCCCAGGACUAUGCCAGACGUUUGAAAAAAAUCUCCAAAGAGCUUGAAAGUGAUAUCUGCAUCAUCAUGAGAGCGUACCUGGAAAAACCAAGAACCACGGUGGGCUGGAAAGGUCUGAUCAACGACCCGGAGAUCAACAACACCUACAAUAUCAACAAGGGUCUAGAGUACGCUAGACAGCUCUUUGUGAACCUAACCAGCGAGGGCCUUCCAAUCGGGUCAGAAAUGCUCGACACCAUCUCCCCACAGUACCUAGCAGAUUUGUUGUCUUUCGGUGCCAUUGGGGCCAGAACCACAGAGUCCCAGCUGCACAGAGAGCUGGCCUCAGGAUUAUCGUUCCCUGUUGGGUUCAAGAACGGUACGGACGGAAGCUUGGGUGUCGCCGUCGACGCAGUGUUGGCUGCAUCGCACUCUCACCACUUUAUGGGUGUUACCAAGCACGGAUUUGCUGCUAUCACCACCACCAAGGGUAACGAACACGGUUUCGUGAUUUUGAGAGGUGGUACCAAGGGUACCAACUACGAUGCCAAGUCUGUGGCCGAGGCCAAGAAACAGCUGCCAGAGGGUAGAGGUUUGAUGAUCGACUGUUCUCACGGUAACUCCAACAAGGACUACAGAAACCAGCCAAAGGUCAAUGCUGCAGUCUGUGAACAAAUCGCGAACGGUGAGGAUAAAAUCAUCGGUGUCAUGAUUGAGUCCCACAUCAACGAGGGUAAGCAAUCCAUUACUGCUGAGGGCAAAUCCGCACUCAAAUACGGUGUUUCCAUCACCGACGGCUGCAUAGGCUGGGAAACCACCGAACAGGUCCUACGUGAUUUGUCCACGGCUGUCAAGCAGAGGAGAGAACUUAGAAACUCGGCCUCUGCUUGA